CUUGCACAGUUUAAAUGACAAUAAAGAUGUACACAACAACUAUGCACAAAAUUUACAUUGUUCCAAUAGACAUUAGGACAAGGUUUACAAAUACAGUGAGUUUGUCUGAAACAUGAGAGACAGUCGAGUUUGACUGAAGGGAGGAGAGACCAGGUUGGUCAUGUGAUGCACAUUUUCCAUAAAACGAAUAUAACACACUCUUCGUCCUAAAGAAGGACAGACUCCUUUAAUCAGCCAUGAAGAAGCUCUACAAGUGCCUGUGGAUCUUACUGGGGUUUUUAUUGAUUGAGGAAAUGGCACGUGGACAAGAAGAGAAUGCAGCACUAUGGGGCAAACCUAGUCAGUCAUCAACUUACGCAGGCUCUGAACCUGAAUUUGCUCUUGAUGGAUUGUUAAACAGCUGGACCCACACUAAUGAAGAGACCAACCCGUGGUGGAGAGUGGAUCUACUGAAAGUAUACAGAGUAAACAGAGUCACCAUCACUAAUAGACCGAGUAAUGCUGACAGGAUAAAUGGAGCGGUGAUUCGUAUCGGGAACUUUCUUGACAUUUAUAGCAACACCAUGUGAGGAUUUCUUUCUUGUGAUUUGAUUUCUGUGGCUGAAGUGAAGGAUGAACAGAAAUGGAUAACAGAUUAUCUUUCUGUCUGUAGAUGUGGUGUGAUUUCUACUCUUGCAGCCAGUGCCACGGCCACUUUCUCAUGCGGUGGGAUGGUGGGACGUUAUAUGGUUGUUCAUAUUAUUGGACAGCUGAAGAUUCUUAGUCUCGUUGAAGCUGGAGUCUAUGGGA
This is a messenger RNA of Cyprinus carpio (common carp), 789 nucleotides long. RefSeq names its product fucolectin-1-like. The transcript is spliced from 3 exons. Bases 237 to 569 code for a protein of 110 amino acids. NCBI's taxonomy places the organism in Eukaryota, Metazoa, Chordata, Actinopteri, Cypriniformes, Cyprinidae. The record is from RefSeq and is a predicted model, not a curated record.